This is a messenger RNA of Alternaria arborescens, 1866 nucleotides long. RefSeq lists its product as hypothetical. The transcript is spliced from 2 exons. Lineage: Eukaryota; Fungi; Ascomycota; Dothideomycetes; Pleosporales; Pleosporaceae. Bases 1 to 1866 code for a protein of 621 amino acids. The record is from RefSeq and is a predicted model, not a curated record.
AUGACUUCCAUUUUUCAGGAGACGUGCAUACAAGAUGACGCUCAACGGAUACUCCAGAGGAAAUACAUAACGCCUCGUAAGAGAAUCGCCGAUCGCCAGCCAUGCAGUAGUUUCUUAUCACAAUCUACCUCGAAAGAGGAUGGACAUGAUAACCUGUCCUCUUGGCUAGACUCAAGAAACCUCUCAUGGUUGUCUCCGGUGUCGACAGUCUCUACUGCAUCGUCUCUGGCGAGCGCCGAUUUCCUUUGGGAUUCGCCGAAGACGCCCUCUGGUCCGUCGGAUGAAGCCUCUUCACGCAGCAUCCUGACGCCCUUAACACCGCCGACAACUUUUGGAUCUUCCAAAAAAUUGCUCUUCACACCGAUUCCCAAACCUUCUUUCGGUUCUUCAAUUGCUUCAGCGGCGAAGCAGCCUCUUGUCGAAAAGAAGGAUGUAACACUACCAGACGACCCUUUCUUCCAACCAAAGUUAUUUCGAGGUUUGACGUUUGAGCUUGAAGCAAUCUCUGAGAAGAGCGUCCCGGGUGCUCGCGUGAAAUACAACUUCGAUCCCUCGUUUAAUUUCGAUGACAAUGACGCUGUUAGCACCCGCACGCGAUCUAAGACUGCCAAGAAAACACCAGUAAUACCAGCCACACAUGCCGUAUUCAACGGGGGGAAAACUCACAUUGAAGACUCUCGGCACCCUGACCCCACGCCGUCACAAGUCGAACUUCGAACGCUAUUAGAACAUAUCAUACCUCUGGAUCUUCAUGCAAGACUUGCCGAAGAUUCAGAAAUUUGUUCCGGAUCUUUGGUAAAGGACCCAUCUGAUCGAUGCAAGUUCCGUUUGAAGCAUGGCAAAGUACUCGAAAAGGCACGCAUCAUUAUCAAGAAGUUGGCAAGAGCCAAGAGCCAAGAGCUUUACCCUGAUAUGCUUGGUCUUAUUGAGCAGCUCGUCAGUCUAGUCAUGUGCGGUGUGCACCGCAAUACCGCAUUAAAACGACCAGAGAUCAAGAAGAAACCCAACGCUAUGUCGAAACUGAUGGAAUUGGAUAGGAUGUUCACACACCUUGUGGAAAUCGGAAAAGACCAGAACCAUAUACUCAUGCAAUGGCUUGAUACAAUUUCCGACUCGCAUGCGUCUAUAGGCCAUGUCUCUUGGCUCUACACAACUGUGACUAUUCCCAAGCCAAUUAGACAGCCCGAAUCGGCCACAGAGCCGAAGCCGGUCACAAAGCUCAAGCUUGAAGCGCCCACUCCGGCUGCUACGAUUCAAGCCUCAUCCUCAUCGAGCUUCAUACCCUAUCAAUCGGAAAAGUCCAAGAAGACCUCAGUCUUCGAUGCCGUUUACCAGAAAGCCACUGCUCCGCUGGGGGUGAUAGCCCAGAAGCGGGGUUUCGUAUACCUUUUCUGGGACAAGGAGUAUUUUGGCAUGGUCAAGAUUGGUUACACCAAAGAUCUUACUAAACGGCUUGAGAGCUGGAACCAACAAUGCGGUCGCGAGCAUAUAUACCACUCUAGUACGGAGUGCCAGAUCGAGAUACCACAUGCGCAUCGCGUAGAGCAGCUCGUACACGCUGAGCUGAAGGAGUACAGGAAAAGAAGACAAUGUGAAGGCUGUGGAACAAUGCACAAAGAGUGGUUUGACGCGGGACAGGCGCACGUAGUCAAGGUUCUGAGGAAGUGGCGGGAAUGGAUUCUACAAAAGCCUUAUGUGCAAGACAAGGAAUCGGGGGAGUGGGUGCUGAAGCCUGAAAUGCUCGAUGCUUUGGAGAGCAUGUGUGAGCCGCUGCCUCGAGAGGUGAGUACCCAGAAAUCUGGUAAGAAGAGUGUGGCCCGUAGACCUACAACGCAGAAGAAGAAGAGCUUUCGAAGAACGAUGUAA